CCGCCCCUGCCGGUCUAUUGUGAGUCGGCGUUCAACUGGAAACCACUCUUCCAGACUCGGCACCAAAGUGGCGCAACACGACAUGCACAGCUGAACGAGUGUGCGCCUUUGAAGAUGUUUGAUUGUCAACCAUCAAUUUCUGGUUGAGUGACAAGCCUGCUGUCCAAUCGCCAACAUGAUAGCCACAGGUGGCCUGCUGCGCAUGAACAGGCGCCAGGAUUCCCUCCGCUCUAAAAACCGAGCGGAAAACAAAAGGAAGCGGAAAUCCAAGAAAAAGAAGAAGAACGAUGUGGUGGUGGUAAAGGGGAAGCUCAAUCUGUGCUCCCCGGCCGGUUUUGUGGCUGCUGUGGGAGUUAUAGUUCUCAUGGUGGGGAUUUCCAUGGCAGUCCUGGGCUACUGGCCCAGCCAGAACCAGCAGCAGUACCAGGAGCGCCGCAGAACUGGAGGAUACCACGCCAACAAGAUGAGCUACUCCAAAAGUCCACCUGUUUCCUCUAACUUGACCCAUAAUAAGCCUCCCUCCGGACAGACAAGUUUAUUCAACCAGAGCCAUUCUAACAGCAGCGCCCCCGACUCCUCCCGCCACUGUGGUUUCCUGUGUGACUUCCUGAAUAAUUACCUGUACUCAGACAAUCUAAAAGUCUUCGGACCACUGGUGAUGGGAAUCGGCAUUUUCCUCUUUAUCUGCGCCAAUGCAGUCCUCCAUGAAAACCGAGACAAGAAAACCAAAAUCAUCAACCUUAGGGAUAUCUACUCCACCGUAAUAGAUCUACACAGCAUACGGUCAAAGGAGUACUCGCCUCUAAAUGGUUUGGUGAACUACACGCAGUCGAGGAGUGCUGAGGGCCCGUCAGGCUCAUUCCCUGCAAGCGGGAUGCUUACCCGCAGCUCCUGGCCCUCCACUGGACUCAGUUUCCAGAGCGAGUUAGGUGGCGAUGAUGUGUUCAGACGGCCGUCGUUGGCCAGCAGGCCUCGGAGCUGGUCCCGAGAUGUCCAGACCUUCACGGACACUGUCUACAGCAUCUACAAAGACUACAGCAAUAGCAGCGAGCAGGCCCCGCAGCCGCGACAAUGGGAGACCACCUCCAUCGUCACCUCCUCUGUGAACGCUUUCACCCUCCCUGUGAUCAAACUGAACAACUGUGAGGUGGAGGAGUCUGAGAGAGCGGAGCCAGAGGGACAUUCAGAGGAAGGGGUCGUUAUUGAGGCUGCUGCUGAAACCAUCAGCGAGGAAGGACAAGCCAGCAGCAGCCAGACCGACGAGACGGACGCCAAGGAGAAGGACGCCUCAACGGCAACAACAACAGAUCCCCCCCUGCCCCAUCAGAGCCACGAGGACAUAACCACAGACACAGCUGACCAACAGGGGGUGCCGCAGGCUCAGCCUCAACCACAGUGGACCCAGUUGUUUCCUCCACCUUCACCUGUUGCCAGGGUGAUGGGUUCACGGCUGUCGCUCAACUCCCUCACGGAUCAGCCCAGGUCUGCACGCCGCUGCAGCCUGUCUGUGUCUGUGGGUCGUCAAGGCGACAGAGCCAGGCGCUUCAGCUGCCCUCGUCUGGAGCGCUCCAACAGUAAGGGCUACAUCAAACUGGCAGACCUGGGGGGCGAGUCCUUCGAAGCCCCCGACACAGACACUUCUUUAGUGGCCUCCGAACAGGAAGUAGCAUUGGAUGCAGCAGCAGCAGCAGCAGCGGAGGAAGAAGCUCAGGGAUAGGAUAAUCUGGUGACAGCCAGCACCUCUACAGAAUCCUAGACUCAAUUUUUUGCUGAUGAGCCUCUGAAAACUGUCUGAUGUCUUGUUCUUUGCUUCGUCCUUCUUCUCUGAUUGCUUAUGUGAAGUUGGCUAUUACAGAGGAAAGACAACGUGGAAAGUAAGCAGCUAAGGACUAUUGAAACAUAGCCAUGAACACUCAAGAGCAAGGCUCUUUAUAAAUACCACAUCCACAGCUCAAUAUUCAGAUGUAAUUUUUCUAUUUUUUCAAUGUAGCAAGAGCAAUACUAAAGACUUGUAAGACGAUUUAGUAAAGAUUUGUAACAAAAAAAAGAAAAUCUGAUCUGAUGGGUUUGAAUUUUUCUUUCGUAUAACAGUAGGGAAACCAUUGUAGCUUAUAGAAUUGCCAAAACUGUCACUGAGAACUACUGUCUGACACGUUGUACUGUAGCAUUAAAAUAUGCCACAGAAAUCUAAAUAGUCUAGAAUUGUUUCUCUACAUUGUGAUGUGAAUACCACGUGAAUAGGUGAACUGAAUUGAAUCUCAGGUAGACGUUUGGUUUAGGAUCGGGACCUUGAGGACAAGGUCUUCCCUAUGUGCACACUUGUUUAUAUGAAACAUUCAUGGUUGAAUAAACUUGACUGUAACACCUCCUGUCAGGUCUAAUAGGUGUCCUUGUGUGAUAUUAGAUUAAAUGCAGCCAAUGCAAAACGGUUUGUUUGCUCCAAAUAUUUUAAGAAACAUUAAAUGAAAACGUUGAAAA
Molecule: messenger RNA, 2478 nt
Organism: Sander lucioperca (pikeperch)
Lineage: Eukaryota; Metazoa; Chordata; Actinopteri; Perciformes; Percidae
Product: transmembrane protein 200C
Exons: 2
Coding region: 176-1717 (513 amino acids)
Source: RefSeq, a predicted model, not a curated record